Messenger RNA from Colletotrichum higginsianum IMI 349063, 1356 nucleotides. RefSeq lists its product as uncharacterized. The record is from RefSeq and is a predicted model, not a curated record. The transcript has 2 exons. Bases 1 to 1356 code for a protein of 451 amino acids. NCBI's taxonomy places the organism in Eukaryota, Fungi, Ascomycota, Sordariomycetes, Glomerellales, Glomerellaceae.
AUGUUGGAGUACCUGAGUUACAAAAAGUUUAAGAAGUACAAGACCGAAAAGGAGGCAAAAGAGGCGGCCGAAGCAGAGCAGCGACCGCAACAGCAGAAUGGAUCAUCGACACAUCUCAAACCCGACUCGCGGCCUUCGCCGUCGCGGCGCCAGACGAGCUCUCAUUCCGUCUCGACGACGGCGAGCGCGGCCACGGAAGGCGGCCCCGCGCCCCUCCUAGAUCGUAAAGACGAGGCCUUCUUUAGACGCAUCCUCUCCGACCCGGACGAGAUGGACUCGGAUGACGAGAGUGUACGCCCCGCGCUGCCCCCGCGCAGCAAAACCCCCGAGUACACCUGGGACUCUGACGAGUCCCGCCGCGCCGCGCCGCUCCAGGAGCAACAGGCCCCCAAGAAGGCGGCGACGGUCGCCGUCGCGGAGAAGCCCCAGGCUUCGGGCCCCUCUAAGAUUCCUAGCAAGAUUGCUUUCCUCUUCAACAAGGCCACGGGAGGCGGCGACAAAGACAAGCAGCUGGCGCCCACCAAGCCCGUGGGGCCCGAGGAGGCGGCGCGCGAACAGGACGACCUCUCGCGCGUGCUCGACGACCUGAACCUCUCGGCGCGCAACAACAAGGCCAUCCCGCUGUCCGCCGAGUCGUCCGAACUCGUCGGCAAGUUCACCCUCGUUCUCAAGGACCUUGUCAACGGCGUGCCGACCGCAGUCGACGACCUCCGCAACCUCGUCGAGGAUCGCGACGGCACUCUCAAGAAGUCGUUCGACAAGCUCCCCAACAGUAUGAAGAAGCUCGUCACCAACCUCCCCGAUAAGUUCACCGCCAGCCUGGGACCCGAGGUCCUCGCCGCCGCCGCCAAGAGCCAGGGCAUCAACGCCGCCGAGAUGUCGGCCGAGGAGGGCAUCAAGGGUGCCGCAAAGAAGAUGUUCACACCCACCAGCUUCGCGGACCUGGUCUCCAAACCUGGCGCCGUGGUGGGCAUGUUGAAGGCCAUCGUCAAUGCGUUGAAGCUGCGGUGGCCGGCUUUCAUCGGCACCAACGUCAUUUGGAGUGUGGCCUUGUUCCUCCUCUUGUUUGUGCUGUGGUACUGCCACAAGCGCGGUCGCGAAGAACGUAUCAAGCGCGAGAACGCGCCUGAGAUCAUCGAUGGCAGCGGCCGCAUCGAGGAGCUUCCCGAUGACCCAGCCCUCCCGGCCCCAGCGCGUUCGCGCACCGAGCCGGUCCGCUCGGAUCGAGACCGUCCACGGAGCGAGAGGAGUGAGCGCAGCCGGCGCAGCGGCAGGCACAGCUCGGGAAGAACGUCGCCCCAACGGCGGUCCUCGCCGACUCCCGACUCUCCUCGGAGGAGAUCGACUAGGAAGUGA